CUGUGCAAGCAACGGUUGCUGUGUUUUGCUGGAAACUGAAACAACUUGACUUUGUUUUAAUUUGGCGGUGUUUGCAAAAAGCAAAAUGAGCAAAAAAGAAUGGGUAGAAACACAGAUUAAGGGCAACAAAGUUGUUGUCUUCUCCAAGACAUACUGUCCACACUGUAAAUCUGUAAAGAAAAUAUUCUCAGAUGUUGGUUUGAAGGAUUUUUUGGUUAUUGAGCUCGACACGAGAGAUGAUGGUGGCGAAAUUCAAGAUAUAUUGCUUGGUAUUACUGGAGCAAAAACUGUUCCUAGAGUGUUUAUUGGUGGGGAAUCUAUUGGUGGCAGUUCAGAUACCACAGCUCUCCAAAGUAAAGGGCAACUUGUGCCUAAACUGAAGUCUGCUGGAGCUCUUUAAACUAUAACUAGUUUGACAAAAGUAGUUUAGCUAGAAAAAAUAUCAAGACAAACACAUGAAAACAGCAGUUAGGAAGGCAAUAUUCAUUCAUUGCAUUUAGCAUCAUCUAGUGAUUAUAAACAUUCAAAUUCUACAAUAUCUAUUUCCUAGACAUCUAUGGUAUGUAAACUUUCUAAGUA
Messenger RNA from Dendronephthya gigantea, 579 nucleotides. RefSeq names its product glutaredoxin-like. The transcript is spliced from 2 exons. Gene Ontology annotation, biological process: cellular response to oxidative stress. Bases 86 to 400 code for a protein of 104 amino acids. Gene Ontology annotation, cellular component: cytoplasm. The record is from RefSeq and is a predicted model, not a curated record. Gene Ontology annotation, molecular function: glutathione disulfide oxidoreductase activity. NCBI's taxonomy places the organism in Eukaryota, Metazoa, Cnidaria, Anthozoa, Malacalcyonacea, Nephtheidae.